Messenger RNA from Lotus japonicus, 2700 nucleotides. RefSeq lists its product as uncharacterized. Gene Ontology annotation, molecular function: RNA binding. The transcript is spliced from 9 exons. The record is from RefSeq and is a predicted model, not a curated record. The coding region runs from base 130 to 987 and encodes 285 amino acids. NCBI's taxonomy places the organism in Eukaryota, Viridiplantae, Streptophyta, Magnoliopsida, Fabales, Fabaceae.
AUAAGAGCUGAUUAUGAAAGGAAAAAACAAAGCUCCUAGUCUCACUGUUUGAGCGCUCGUUCACCCGAACAAAGGGUGAGGUGAAGAUUCCCUCUUCUUCAUCACCCGGGUGAAAUUUACCUUCUCGCCAUGGCUGCUGCUACUAGCUUUGGAACUUCAUGGUGUCUAAGAAGAGCAGCUCAUGCUUUUGCUCUCUCUCAUCUUCAUAUUCUACGCAGCAAUGCCAACCUCUCUUUCCAAACUACCCUCACCGCCUCUCAUCUUCUCUCCGUUUCCACUUCUUCAGCCUCAGGGGUCAGCCAGACUGUACAGGCUUUAAAAGGAGAAUUUGAUGUGUUACUCAAGGGAGUUGGAGAAAGAAGUGUAACAAAAGAAGUGAAGCAUAUUCUUGAAAUGGCUAAACGAGCAUCAUUAAAACGAGAGGUUCUCCAUACAGAUUUUCUAACCCCUCCAGUGGUGAAGGAAUCUAUGCAAAUAUUGGAAAAAUUAGCAGAAGUGAAAGCAAUUGCUCAAGGAGGUUACCCACAGGCUGAACGAUGUCGGAUUUCUGUUGGUCAUCCAGAUGUACUGACAAGUGAUCCAGUAGUUAUUUCAGCAUUAAGCAUCACAGGGAACUUUCAGUUUGAACCUUGCUCUCAUGGUGACUUCCUUGGCUCAGUUCUCGGUACAGGAAUUGUCAGGGAGAAAGUUGGAGAUAUCAUAUUGCAGGGUGAGCAGGGUGCUCAGAUACUAAUUGUACCAGAACUUGUGGAAUUUAUUAUGUCAACACUGGAUAAGGUUGGUAAUGUUUCUGUAUCUUGCAGCAAGAUACCAUUAAUUUCUCUUGACUAUGAACCACCAAGAACAAGAUCAUUCAAAACUGUAGAAGCAUCACUAAGAGUUGAUGCACUUGCAAGUGCAGGAUUUAAGAUUUCACGUUCAAAGCUAGUUGACAUGAUCAGCUAUGAGGGUAGCCGAAGAGAUGAGUUAGCCGAAGCAAGUAGCUAGCUGUUUGAGUAAAGUAGCCGGAUGAAGAGAAGUCAUGCAUCUGGACGGGAUUUAUGGACAAUUAUAUCAGUCGUUGUUUGACAUACACUCAGAAUCUAUUUUCAAACUAUACUCAGAAUCUCGGGUUUAUCACGUGAAAUAUCAAAUAUGGAUCUGAUGUGUAUCGUCCUCCAAUAAGGAAGGUUAAUGAAAGAAGGAAUAAGAGGAAGGCUGCUGUUUAGCCUUAUUCCUGUUAUAUAUUGUUAUCUGUGUAAUAAAGACUAGCUUAGUAUCUAGUCUGUUAAUUGGGCAGUUGGGAUUCUGCUAUAUAAAUAUAGGGAAAGGGUAGUUAGUCAGUUAGGGAAAUUGAUAGGUAGUUGGGAGAGACUGGACUCUCGAAGUUCUAGAGGAAUCUAGGGUUCCAUUGUUACAGUUCCAUUCUUGUAACCUUGAGCCAUGGAAUCUCAGUUCUGAGAAUCUUGGUUCUGUUCAACUGAAUAAGCAAUUCCAUUUCUUUGUUCUUGAAUCCUUGAGGAUCCUUCCCUUUAAAAUAGGAAUGGUAGUUACACCUUACGAGCCAAUCAGUCAAGUCAAUACAUGGAAGUCUUCCUAGCUGACUAGGAAAGAGAGGGUAUUAACAAACCCACGAUUAUAAGGGUUUGCAUGGGACGUACGACGUAGGUUAGUGGUUACGUUCUUGAACAACCGUUGUAGUCAGCCGAUCUAGCAAUCACUAAGAGCUUUUUAGAGUGUCUUAGGAACCUGCAUUGAGGAACAUAGUCCCUAUCUUGAGGAAUCGCUUGUUUAGAGAAUCAUUAGUUGGUUUCUCAGCCGUCUCACAUGGCAACCCGUAGACCUAAAUUUAUUUGAACCAACAGUUCCCAAUAAAUGUAUUAGUGUGUCACAACUGCUCGGAUUUCUCUAGCUAUUUUUGCCUAUGUUUGUCAGAGUUGCUUCAAAAAUCAAAAGAGAGCAUUUAUCUUUCAAUAAAUAGUUGCAGUUUCACUGUUUCAGCUUGAAACAAAUCAUAAAGAGUUUAUAACAAGUGAACUUGCUCUUGAUCGCAAGACCUUUGUAAGAUACAUUUUCUUGUAUUCCCCAAACAGCGCUGCACCUAACUCUGUUAACAUUUUCUGAUUUUAUUUGGGGGUUAAUUGAUUGUUUAGAGAAGGAGCAUGGUUGGUUGGUACAUUUUUCACCACAUGCAUUUUUAUCAUGAUAGAAAAAAGCGCCAAUUUCAGUUGUUUGGUCUGCAUAACUUGAAGAAAAUGAAUUAAUUGUUUAAUUUGGAAAUCUUUUUCUCCGCCUCUUCAUGAAGCUUAUCAAAUAUGUACAAAUUAUGCAUAGCACUUCAAGUCAGAAGAUAGUCAAGAUACUUAAUUUUUUAAUUUGUGCUUUUCUUUUUCAUUCUAAAUUAGUCUUGUUAUUUUUAGUUGGGGCAUUUGAACUUUAGAUGAUUGUUGUGAACCCUAAAUAAAUGUGCAUCAGUGACAUUUAAGGCCAGGCACCAGGACAAAAGGAAAAAAUAAACACAAAUCCUUGGGAUACAUGAUAUAGAAUAAUUACAACAUAAGACAACAGCUGAUAUAUUUCAAAUAUUUUCAUCCCCUACUUUCUUUCUCGACUAAUAUCUGAUUAAUGAUUCCUUCAUUCUUGAUGCUGUCAUGAAAGUUUGUUUUCUUAUGAUAUGAGGAUGUUGAGAUGUUUUGUUGAUGCAAUGAAAAAAAUUGUUUA